Molecule: messenger RNA, 1239 nt
Organism: Rhododendron vialii
Lineage: Eukaryota; Viridiplantae; Streptophyta; Magnoliopsida; Ericales; Ericaceae
Exons: 6
Coding region: 264-1004 (246 amino acids)
Biological process (GO): lipid metabolic process
Source: RefSeq, a predicted model, not a curated record
GUGUUAACAUGUCGAACGAUGAGUGGACAAUGGAAGACAUUGGGUUGGAGGGGAAUGGAGCACAGGAGCAGAACUUGUGGGUAGACUUGCGUAAUACCUACCAUUCCAGGAGCAGCCCAACCAACCGCCAUUCAGCUCAGCCUUCUCCCCAAAACCCAUUACUUGCAAGGAAGGAAUAAUCGAUUCCGACACAUCUUCAUCCCCUUCUCUAACAAUCCGUAUAAACGCAUUUGGGCAUCCAAAAACUUCUGCAAAAAGGUACCAUGGAUGUGAAAGUUGGGCUCUUAGUUCUUUUAGUUUUCAGUGCUAGCCGUGCCUGUGAUGCUAGAGAAUUAAUGAGUGUCGGUCAAUCUGGUAGAGAAACUGUGACAUUCGAUGUUUCAGUUUUGCAGAUAAAUCAGCUGGAGUCAGAAGGGGGACUAAAGGUUUCAGAAGAACUUGCCCAGGAUUCACAUUUCUGCACUUUGUGUGAAGAGUUUGUUGCUGAGGCACUUGAGUACCUUGAGGAAGACAAGACUCAGACGGAGAUCAUUGAAAUGCUUCACAGUACAUGCUCUCAGUUGCGCUCUUUAGAGCAGCAGUGCAUUACUUUGGUGGACUACUAUGUUACCCUGUUCUUCGAUCAGGUUGGAUCGGUGGAACCUGGAGAUUUCUGUCAAAAGGUCAAUCUUUGUGAACAAGCGGUAAUGACUUCCCGGCCACAAUCUGAAGAUAAGUGCGAAAUUUGCCAUCAUGCUGUUGCAGAAAUUCUGCUAAAGUUGAAAGAUCCGGACACACAGUUGGAGAUAAUUGAGAUACUUUUGAAGGCAUGUAAUGCUAUGGAAGGCCAUGUGAAGAAGUGUAAGAGGCUGGUUUUUGAGUAUGGACCAUUGAUCCUUUCCAACGCAGAGCAAUUUCUUGAAAACACAGACAUGUGCAAUGCAAUCCAUGCCUGUGAUUCGCCUUCUGCAAACAACAAUCAAGCAACCCUGAUAGAGAAAGCACCCAUGCUUUCUGUAAUGUAAGGAAGAAAAAGAGACCAGAUUAAAGAUGUGGUAAUGUAUAUAAUGAAGGUGUCAUAAUGUACAUUGCUUCUUCUUUUCUUUUUUUGGGGAGGGGGGGUCAAUUGGAAACUACUUUGUUUUAUUUAUAUUUGAAGAUUGUAAACUGGCAUCUAUUGAUACUCAAAAGCUUUUUACUUGUGUUUAGCACAGACAUGAAUAUAUUCAUUUUCCAAGGAAGUGAAGUUGACAUUUUGAA